CAUAUCCACACGUCCCCGCUGUCCCCAGCACGCAGAGCCGCUACCUUUCAGGCGGAAUGGACGAAUUCUCUAGUGAUCCCAAUUUCAUCCUCAGUCCGGCGGAGCUGCGGGAUAAACCAGGCCCGACAUGACAGCGUCGGCACGGGAAAAGAAAACCCGUCAGCAGUCACGGGUGACGGUCCGUCCGGAGGCAGUGUGGGUUGCGGGUCGCUAUAUCGUGCUGGCCGCUCUGUGUGUCCUAUGCUAUAGCAACUCUCUCCGUGGGGAGUUAGUGCAUGACGAUGUGUGGGCUAUCAUCAACAAUCCGGACGUCCGACCGGGCUCCAGCCUCAGAAACAUCUUAAGCAACGACUUCUGGGGCAAAAGGAUGGCGGACAACACGAGCCACAAGUCUUACAGACCUCUGUGCAUCCUCACCUUCAAGUUGAACAUCCUGCUGGGCGGUAUGACACCUCUGUACUUCCACAUUGUCAACAUGUGUUUGCACUGCGCCGUAACCUGCCUGCUCAUGUACACAUGUCAGCGCUGUGUGUUUGAAAACAAUCGCCUGGCCUUCAUCACAGCGCUUCUCUUCGCUGUGCAUCCUAUCCACACCGAGGCUGUGUCUGGUAUCGUGGGCAGAGCUGACGUCUUGGCAUGUCUACUGUUCUUGCUGACGUUCCUCUCCUAUAUUAGGAGUGUGAGCGGGUGUGUCUCUGAGGACUCUCUGCCCUUCACAGCGUCGCCGUAUUCCCUGUUCUUCAGUUUGUUACUGGGUACCAGUGCCAUGCUGGUGAAGGAAACGGGCAUCACGGUGUUUGGAGUGUGCUUGAUCUAUGAUGCCCUGGUGCUCUGCCGCAAGCCUCUCGUUUAUCACCUGUCUGGUUCCAGACUCAGGGAGCUCCUCUACAUCUGUAGUCCCUUCAUCAAACGAGCCUCCCUCACGUCUGGCUACGUGGUCAUCAUCAUGUCUGUCAGGCUUUGGCUGAUGGGAGGAUCCAUGCCGCUUUUUUCUGAACAAGAUAACCCCGCCUCCUUCUCACCUCAUUUUCUCACCAGGUUUUUAACCUACUCAUACCUGCUGCCCUUUAAUGCCUGGCUGCUGCUGGCCCCCAUCAUGCUGUGUUAUGAUUGGCAGGUGGGCAGCAUUCCCCUGGUGGAAUCGCUGGGUGAUGUGCGCAAUGUGGCUACUUUGCUGCUGGCUGUGGUGAUGAUCACUCUCUGCCUGCACUGCACCUCUGCACUACAGAAGCAAGAUAGUAGGGAGGUGUUGGUGGGAUUAUUGUUUCUGGUGUUUCCCUUCAUUCCUGCCAGUAACCUUUUCUUCAGGGUUGGAUUUGUCGUGGCUGAGAGGGUUCUCUACAUGCCAAGUAUGGGUUACUGUAUCCUGGGGGCUCAUGGACUUGGUCGGCUGUGUUCGUUGGUGGGCCGUUGGGGCACCACAGUCCUUAGUGUGUCGAUGCUGCUACUGGUCCUGCUCUUCUCAUGGAAGACCGUCCAUCAGAACAACGUGUGGCUCUCCAGGGAGGCCCUGUUCCUUUCUGGUAUCCAGACUCUGCCUCACAAUGCCAAAGUCCACUACAACUAUGCCAACUUCCUGAAAGACACCAGGAGGCACCAGGAGGCGAUUCACCACUAUAACAUUGCCCUCAGGAUGCAGCAGUCUGUCACUGAAGGAGCUCUCCAGCUCAGCAACAGCUCCUCUGCUUACCUGACAGAGGGUUUCCGGUACCCCCGGCCCUACUCGGUUCCGCCCUCUCCAUCUGCUUCUAUCCAUUCCACCCCACACCACAGUGAUGUGGAGGAUGAAGAUGAACCCUACGAUGAAGAUGAGGAGGCUGAAAGGGACCGGAUGAACAUCAAGUCACCAUUUGUGCUGGGAACUGUGCCAGAUGGCAAGAAGGAGCAACCACAGGAGUCAAGAAACUGA
Messenger RNA from Archocentrus centrarchus (flier cichlid), 1909 nucleotides. RefSeq names its product transmembrane O-mannosyltransferase targeting cadherins 1 (gene tmtc1). Gene Ontology annotation, biological process: protein O-linked glycosylation via mannose. The record is from RefSeq and is a predicted model, not a curated record. The transcript has 13 exons. Gene Ontology annotation, molecular function: mannosyltransferase activity; protein binding. Bases 128 to 1909 code for a protein of 593 amino acids. Lineage: Eukaryota; Metazoa; Chordata; Actinopteri; Cichliformes; Cichlidae.